This is a messenger RNA of Mesocricetus auratus (golden hamster), 2747 nucleotides long. It is a transcript of the gene Iho1, whose product is annotated as interactor of HORMAD1 1. The coding region runs from base 359 to 2062 and encodes 567 amino acids. Gene Ontology annotation, cellular component: condensed nuclear chromosome. Gene Ontology annotation, biological process: meiotic DNA double-strand break formation; DNA recombination; homologous chromosome pairing at meiosis. Lineage: Eukaryota; Metazoa; Chordata; Mammalia; Rodentia; Cricetidae. The transcript has 8 exons. The record is from RefSeq and is a predicted model, not a curated record.
GGGCAGAGUCUCUGGCAGCCUUUCUUCGUGCCCAGGACCACCGGAAGCCUGGCCUGAGGCUCUCCUCACAGACUGUCCCCUUCUCCUCCGGGCCGAGGCUUCCUGUGGGGGUUAAUAGAAGAGUCAGUUUGGGAAGUGAGUGAAUGGGGAAUCAGAGGAGCCAGCUGGAUUUUGUCUUUAUUGUUAGGAACACAUCGGGAAACAGUACUCUGUCUGGGAAACGCCCGGGAAUGGUUGUCUAGGAGCUUGGAGGGCCGCUUAAAACACGGUUCCCUUAUACUUACCAGGAGGGAGCCCUGUAAAGGUCAGAGGUCAACUUUCAAGAAUUUGGGUCUCCCCUUCCACCAGAAGUAUAAAAAUGAAUUUUAAUGUCUGGAAUAUCAAAGAGAUGCUCAGUAUUCCCUCAGGCUCUGGGAUCACUAAGCCAUCUAACUGGAAUAGUAAUCAGACUGAUUGUUCUUCUCCCAGUGAUUCCCAGUUCCUAUUUGGAUCUCAGUUUUGUCCGGAAAAUUCAGAGAGUCUGUCUGCAUCCUUGGAUGUUGGUGUCUACUCAAGACAUCCAAAACAAACACAACAUAAUUCUGUAGAUAAUGAACCUAGUAUUUUCACAAAAUACCAGACAAAGCCCCAGUUGUUUGGAGGUGAUACAAAGGAUGAAGGUUUAUUUUCUCUUCCUUUGCCAGUUGGAAAAUCAAAAGGACUCUUGAAACAGUUUGAGGAGAAAAAACGAAGGGCAACAGACAAAUGUGACAGUGAGAUGCUGUACAACUUUGUUUCUCAAUUUCAAGAAGUCAUUCACAAGUUGCAGACAUCUGUGGAAAAGUCUGAGGAAAAUCUCAGUUCAAGAAACCAAUCUAUUUUGGAUUAUUUGGAAACUAUAGCCAAGACAUUUCAAGAGAAUGCACAGGUUCAUCGUGACCUGAUGUUUGAUGCAGUGCGAGACAAAGGCAAUAUGGAACAGGCCAUCCUUGAGCUACGGAAGAUAUCUGAAGCCAGACAAGCUGAGCUUAUGGAGAUGAAAUCCAGCCUGAAAAACCUUGAUGUUCUAGUUACCCAGCAGAGUAAGAACUUCCAGCAGCUUUGUGAGAAGCUGGGCCAGCUCAAUGUGCCUGGUGUCUUAGAAGAGCUGAAACAACUCCUCUCUGCACCUCGGGCAGUUGGGUGUCUGAAAGACAGUGCCUCUCAGACCUCACCAGCUCUGGCCCAGGGCCUCCAUUUUACAAGGCAGGAAAAAUGUACCUCUGAGACUCAGGUGUCUCCUGCAGGGAAUCCAAGUAGGAGUUCCCAGAGGCCUAGAGGGUUUGAUGUCUGGGAUAAAGGGACAGAGACUGGUGUUUUUCAGAAGGUUGCAUUGCUGACAGAUGGGCCCCAUAGAGGAAAUGAGUAUUUGGAGAACAAGACCAUACAGACUUACAGCAAGAACGUGGUUAUCACCCCCAGAAGCCUCAGUAACCACUGCUCUAGCCUCCCAAGCCAGAAGGCUGAUGGUGACGAGGAUCUAGUUUCCCACGAAGCCUCACAGCUGGACUUAAAUAAGAUUGAAUCCAGAGUGAAGAAUGUCUGCCCCCAAAAUGAAGCCCAAAGCAUGUGGUCAGCAACUGAACAGAAACGCAGGGCACCAGAUAAGGGGAGGAAAGGCAGGAAAAAGCAACCUAGGAAAUCACAGAGAGGCAGGCUUCUAGCUGGGAAGCAAGAACAAAUCCCAAGGAAGGCCUGUGCUUUUGUCUCUAGGCAUCAUAGUCCCCAGACUUCAGCUUCUAGCCCACAAGGGCCCAACAUCUGUUGGCGGGCUCCAAGAAGCACCACAAAGUCAGCCUGUCGUAUUCUGGGAAGAACCGUAAGGACCAAUAAGACAGCAAGUGUAACACCCGGGAGCAUCCUACAGUCUACCCAGUGCUCCUCCCCAGUCUGUGAGAGCUUAUCCAGCAGUUCCCAGGAGGAUCAGCAGAUAAAUUGGUUCAGUGACCUUAGCCUUGGACACCCAGAACCUCCUUUGUCUAAGAAGGAAGGGAAGAAUUUGCUCUGCGACCCAGAUUUUGACAGCAGCGAUGAUAACUUCUAACCCUGCCAACAGUGAUUUGGGCUGAUGGUUCACUGAUCUCAGUUAGAAAGACAAAUUGCAGAACAUUUGGAUUUUGCAGUAGCAUAUAGUAUCUGAAGCUGACUUAUCCAGCCUCAGUAUCUGAAGCUGACUUAUCCAGCCUCAGAGUCAGAGGCCCUUGGUUGAUGGUGGUCAGUGGGAAGUGGGUGAGAAUCCAGUACUCUAGGCUACUCAUGACAAGUGCAUACAAGUAAGUACAUCCUUAGUUAAGGGGGAGAAAUGUGUGGAGACAGUGACAAGAGCUCAGUCAGCCUGUGUGAGGCAUUAGGAAGGCAGCUAUGAGUAUUUGGUGAAAGGAAGGGACAUCGAUUUCCUUAUGGAAUACUAUCUAGAAUUGUCAGAACUCGUGUGACUGCGUAAUUAGCUCUCAAAAUAGUCCCUACACCUGACAGGUACCUUUCUGAGCCUCAGGAUUUUAUUUUAUUUUUUUAUCUAGCUAUGUUGUCAGAGUUUUCUCAUUUCCAUGAGAAGACAUAUUACAGGGUUCACCAUUAGAAUUAGACAGGGGUUCAUUAUGUAACCUUGCCUGGCCUUGUAUUUACAUUCCUCCUGCCUCAGCCUCCAGAGUGCUGGAGUACUACAAGCAUGUCUCAGUUCUCAGCUGUAAAUCAGUCUACUUAAGAACAUAGUGUUAGCCGGGCGUUGG